AUGAGCAAGGUAUCCUAUUCUAAUGCAGUGGAUUCUAUAAUGUACUUAAUGGUUUGUACAAGACCAAACCUAGCCUAUGCUAUUAGUGUCCUUAGCAAGUAUAUGUCUAAUCCUGGGAGAAUUCAUUGGCUAGCUAUGAAGUGGUUAUCCAGAUACCUAGUUGGAUCUACUAAGGUAGAAUUAAUCUACCAACAGCAACAAGCAAGCACUACAAUAGAAGGAUACAGUGAUGCAGACUAUGCAGGGGAUAGGGAUAGUAGAAAGUCUACACCAGCCUAUAUGUUUUUAAUGGGAGGAAAUUGUGUUAGUUGGAAGGUUCAACUACAACCUGUUGUGGCACUAUCAACUACAGAAUCUGAGUACAUAGCAACUACUGAGGCUAUAAAGGAAGCUAUUUGGAUAAAGGGCCUAAUGGAGGAAAUAAAACUGCUUAAUGGUAUACUUACUGUCUACUCAGAUAGCCAAAUUUGUGUUCAUCUAUGCAAAAAUCCUAUGUUUUAUGACAGAACUAAGCACAUAGAGAUAAAAUAUCACUUCAUCAGAGACAAGGUCACAUUGCCAUAG
Molecule: messenger RNA, 564 nt
Organism: Humulus lupulus (European hop)
Lineage: Eukaryota; Viridiplantae; Streptophyta; Magnoliopsida; Rosales; Cannabaceae
Product: secreted RxLR effector protein 161-like
Exons: 1
Coding region: 1-564 (187 amino acids)
Source: RefSeq, a predicted model, not a curated record